Penicillium cosmopolitanum is the source of this 237-nucleotide messenger RNA. Its product is annotated as GroES-like protein. The record is from RefSeq and is a predicted model, not a curated record. Bases 1 to 237 code for a protein of 78 amino acids. NCBI's taxonomy places the organism in Eukaryota, Fungi, Ascomycota, Eurotiomycetes, Eurotiales, Aspergillaceae. The transcript is spliced from 2 exons.
AUGACCAAAAGUCCCCGGUACGGUCGGGAUCGAGGUCUACCUGUGGAGAAUUACUUGCCUCACGCAAUCCUAGCAAACGACAUUAGCGGUAUUGUCGAGAAAAUUGGACCAGACUUCCAGAGGUUCUCCGUUGGAGAUAGCAUUGUUGGGCAGUCAAAUAUCCUGUCGGGUUCCCCUGACCAAGCUGGCUUGCAGGAGUUCUGCAUCCUUGACGCAAAAUUGCUGCUACCAUACUAA